Messenger RNA from Cucurbita pepo subsp. pepo (vegetable marrow), 476 nucleotides. Its product is annotated as protein RADIALIS-like 3. Lineage: Eukaryota; Viridiplantae; Streptophyta; Magnoliopsida; Cucurbitales; Cucurbitaceae. The record is from RefSeq and is a predicted model, not a curated record. Gene Ontology annotation, molecular function: DNA-binding transcription factor activity.
AACAACCAAAACCCCAUCUCCAAAUUUUUCUUCUUUUCUUCGCCAAUGGCUUCGAGCUCUUUAAAACAACAACGUCCCGAGGCGACAUGGACGGCCAAGCAAAACAAGCUGUUUGAGAAGGCGUUGGCUUUGUACGAUAAAGAGACGCCUGAGCGAUGGCACAAUAUCGCCAUGGCAGUCGGCGGGAAGUCGGCCGACGAAGUUAAAAGACAUUACGAGAUUCUCUUGGAAGAUCUCCGGCGGAUCGAGUCGGGCCGUGUUCCUAUUCCAAAUUACAGAGGCGCCCACAAUGGAGAUGAAGAGUUGAGGCUGCUGAAGUAUCUUAAGCUGCAAUGAACUGCCACUGCCGUCUUUCAAUCUCUCAUCAAGAACAAAUGGCUCACUACAAGAUGGAUUCAUACAUAUUUAAAUCUACAACUUUAUCUUUUAAUCCAAUAUUCUCUCAAAUAAAAGUGUACAAUUUUAUCAUUUUAUCA